This is a messenger RNA of Passer montanus (Eurasian tree sparrow), 3181 nucleotides long. It is a transcript of the gene PLCD4, whose product is annotated as phospholipase C delta 4. The record is from RefSeq and is a predicted model, not a curated record. The coding region runs from base 301 to 2652 and encodes 783 amino acids. The transcript is spliced from 15 exons. NCBI's taxonomy places the organism in Eukaryota, Metazoa, Chordata, Aves, Passeriformes, Passeridae. Gene Ontology annotation, biological process: lipid metabolic process; intracellular signal transduction. Gene Ontology annotation, molecular function: phosphatidylinositol-4,5-bisphosphate phospholipase C activity; calcium ion binding.
GUCCCUGCGGCGCCGCAUCUCUUCUGGGACAGGUCGUGUGGAGGGGAUGCUGCCCUCCAGGAAGGCAGCGAGCCUGCCGGGGUGACAGCAGUUGCGUGCCUGAAACGUCUUUGUAACCGCUGCCGCACCGGCCCGGCGUCCCGGUCUGCGAGAGCAUCGGCCGCCCCAAAGUUCAGCUCGCUCUGCCCCCAGCCCAGCCUGCCCUAAGGCUGCCCCAGCUUGGAUCCCCAUGGGUGCAGGCGGCCCUGGGGACAGACAGGCUCAACCGGAGGCAGCUGCCAGCGUGGAGAAGGCAGAGCUAUGGCAUCGCUGCUGUGCAACGCCCGCAUCCAGCUCACGGGCACGCUGGAGCAGAUGCAGCAGGGGACUCUGAUGCGCAAAGUCAAGUCCAAGAGCUGGAAGAAGCAGCGUUACUUCAAGCUGCAGGAGGACUGCAUGACCAUCUGGUACCAGUCCAAGAGGACAGGCAAAACUGAGUCUGCCUUCUCCAUCAGCGAUGUGGAGACGGUGCGGGAAGGGCACCAGUCAGAGGUGCUGCAGAGCGUGGCUGAGGAGUUCCCCCCUGAGCGCUGCUUCACCAUUGUCUUCUACGGCCGUCGUGGCAACCUGGACCUCGUUGCUGGCUCGGCAGAGGAGGCACAGUGCUGGAUACAGGGCCUGCGUCAGCUCAUCGAGGUGGCCACCACCAUGGACCAAAGGGAGAAGAUAGACCAAUGGAUUCGUGACUGGUUCCAGAAAGCUGACAAGAAUAAGGAUGGGCGCAUGAACUUCAAGGAGGUGCAGCGUCUCCUGAAGAUGAUGAACGUGGACAUGAACGAGGAUCAUGCCCUGCGGCUCUUCCAGGAUGCUGACAAGUCGGAGUCGGGGACUCUGGAAGGGGAGGAAUUUGUACUCUUCUACAAGGCUCUCACGCAGCGUGAGGAGGUGCUGAGCCUCUUCCAGAAAUACUCUGAGGAUGGAAAGAAGCUGACACUGCUGGAGCUGGCGGAUUUCCUGCGGGAGGAGCAGCUGGAGGAUGAGGGCACAGAGGAGCUGGCCAUGGAGCUCAUUGACAAAUAUGAACCAUCGGAGACGGCCCGGGCCCGCCAUGUGCUGAGUGCUGAUGGGUUCCUCAUGUACCUCUGCUCCCUGGAGGGCUCCAUCUUCAACCCCCGGCACCGGGGGCUGUGGCAGGACAUGAGCCAGCCACUCUGCCACUACUUCAUCUCCUCCUCCCACAACACCUACCUGAUAGAGGAUCAGAUCCGGGGCCAGAGCAGCAUCGAGGGCUACAUCAGGGCUCUGAAACGAGGCUGCCGGUGCCUGGAGGUGGAUUGCUGGGACGGGCCAAAUGGGGAGCCCAUGGUGUACCACGGCCACACCUUCACCUCCAAGAUCCCCUUCCGGGAGGUGGUGAACACCCUGGGGAAGUACGCCUUCAAGACCUCGGACUACCCGGUGAUCCUGUCCCUAGAGAACCACUGCAGCAUGGAGCAGCAGGAGGUGCUGGCCCAGCAGCUCAAGGACAUCCUGGGGGAACAGCUCCUCACCACUCCCAUCGAUGGGCAUGUCCCCACCCAGCUCCCAUCCCCAGAGGAGCUGAAGCACAAGAUCUUGCUGAAGGGCAAGAAGAUUGGGCGGCUGGAGGACACGCUGGAUGGGCCAGGGGAUGAGGCACCUGAUGUGUCUGAUGAUGACAAUGGGGCAGAGGCAGAGGAGGAGAGGAGGAGAGCAAAGAAGGACAAGGAGACCUUGGCACAAGCAUUGUCCGAUUGUGUCAUCUACUGCAAGAAUGUGCCCUUCCGGGGCUUCCAGGAGGCACGCAGCCAUUCCCGGCCCUCGGAGAUCUCCUCCCUCUCUGAGGCCAAGGCCAGGAAGCUCAUCCGGGAUGAAGGAAAUGAGUUUGUUCGCCACAAUGCCUGGCAGCUGACACGCAUCUACCCCAGCGGCAUGAGGACUGACUCGUCCAACUACAAUCCCCAGGAGAUGUGGAACGUGGGCUGCCAGAUCGUGGCCUUGAACUUCCAGACAGCUGGCACGGAGAUGGACCUGUGUGACGGGCUCUUCAGCCAGAAUGGCUGCUGUGGCUACGUGCUCAAACCACCCUUCAUGAGGGAUGAGGAGACUCUCUUCAACCCCAGUGACCCCAGCAGCCGGCAAGGCCCCGGCCCCAUCACCCUGACAAUCCAGGUAAUCAGCGGGCAGCAGCUGCCCAAAGUGGCCAACAGCAAGGAGGGAGCCAUCAUUGACCCCCUGGUGCGUGUGGAGAUCUACGGGGUCCCUGCAGACCAGGCACACCAGGAGACCAAGUACAUUGAGAACAAUGGUGAGACCCACAGCAGUACCACGGCCCUGCUGUGCCCAGGCACACUCCCUGCUGUCCUUCACUCUCUCAGCACCUGCUCUCUCUUCCCAGGGUUUAACCCCCACUGGGAUGAGACACUGCAGUUUCAGAUCCACGUGCCUGAGCUGGCCCUCAUUCGCUUUGUGGUGGAGGAUUAUGACAAGACUUCCAGGAAUGAUUUUGUGGGUCAGUUCACCCUACCAUUUGCCAACAUCAAACCUGGAUAUCGGCACAUCCAUCUCCUCUCAAAGGAUGGCACCAGAAUCCCACCCUCUUCGCUCUUUGUCCACAUCCGCAUCACUGAGCCACCUGGCCCUGAGCAGGACUGAGCUCGUGGGGUGAGCAGCACCCAGAUGAAAGCCAUACAGCCAGCUCCAAGUAGCUGGGGCCACAGAGCCAAACACCUUGCCCUCUUUUUAAGCUGUUUCUGUCAUUCCUGUGUCAUUGUUGCUGCUGUGAUUCCCUUUGCAGUAGCCUCCGAGGGCUGGGAAAAAGCACUGACCUCCCCUUUCCAGGUUCAGGAUGCUGCUGCUCAUGCAUGAGUGUGGGGUCUAUGCCAGUGGAGCUCCCUGUACCUGCCACAGGCACCCUGCCCGGGCCCACAGUCAGAGCUUUACUGUGGGGAGGAGGAGAGAUGGUGUGUGGCCCAGCUCUGCUGCAGGGGCUGGUCCCCUCCCAGUCAGGGGAGCAAGGCUGGAGCUGAGCAAACCCCAGGGCUGGGCACAGCUGGGAGUGGAGUUGGUCCUCACUGCGCCCUAACCCUGCAGAGCCCAAUCACAUCCCUUGGCCCCUACAGCCCCAAAUUAACCCUUAUCCCAUCCUUUCUCUGUUAGCAACUUAAUAAAUUGUUCAGUGACA